GUUGAACACAAUGAAGUUUAUAAUUUGUUUGUCACUUACUCUGGCGUUCGCCUCGGCCUUCGUGGUGCCAGAAGUAAAGGAUGGUCUUGGUGGUCGAAUUUCCAAUGGCGACACUGCGAAACCUGAUCAGUUUCCCUAUCAGGUUGGACUACAAUUUUAUAGCGGAACUGAAAAUAACGGUUGGUGCGGUGGUUCCAUAAUUAGCAACAACUGGAUCUUGACAGCGGCUCACUGUACACUUGGAUCAACAUCGGUCACUGUCAAACUUGGUAGCAAUAUACGCACAAAUCCUAGAGUUACACGUACAGCACAGCAAAAGGAUAUUAUCGCCCAUCCUGGCUUUACCUUACAAAAUUUAGAACAUGAUCUGGCUGUAAUCAAAAUUGACCGCAUUGAGUACGCCGAUGAUAUUCAACGUGUUCGCUUGCCUACUAAGGCUUCCUUGUAUUCCGACCUCGUGGGAGAAAAAAUUAUUGUCGCUGGUUGGGGUCUCAAUGCGGGAGGCACACAACCAGUAAAUUUGCAGUAUGCCGAACUGACUGUUAUUUCUAACGCGGUGUGCCAGUACUCUUUCAAUCAAUAUAUUGAUCCAACCAAACUUUGUGUGUCCACACGAGGAGGCGCAGAAUCAACUUGUGAAGGUGACUCUGGUGGUGCUUUAGUUUUGGCCUCGUCGCAUGUGCAAGUUGGUAUUGUGUCAUUCGGCUCUUGGCAGGGUUGCACUGCUCCAGCGCCAGAUGUCUCUACUCGUGUAUCUAGUUACUUGGACUGGAUCAAGGAGACCACUGGUGUCAGUGGUUAGAACUAUAGAGUUGAGUGUAGAAAUUUAAUACACAAUAAAGGCAUAUUUCUUUCAAUAAAA
This is a messenger RNA of Zeugodacus cucurbitae (melon fly), 862 nucleotides long. RefSeq names its product serine protease 1-like. The coding region runs from base 11 to 802 and encodes 263 amino acids. Gene Ontology annotation, biological process: proteolysis. The record is from RefSeq and is a predicted model, not a curated record. The transcript has 2 exons. NCBI's taxonomy places the organism in Eukaryota, Metazoa, Arthropoda, Insecta, Diptera, Tephritidae. Gene Ontology annotation, molecular function: serine-type endopeptidase activity.